AGCCAAGAAAUGGGUCGUUUUAUACAGCUCAGUGGAAAUCUCUGCACAAGUCACGGCUGAGAUGCAUGUGUGUAAUGAUCGUUGUGCUUACAUUUGAUCCUUGGCACUGCCUCCACCGUGGGCUCUGGGGACUGGCUGCCCCAUCUGGAAAGCUGUGUUAGAGAGCCAGGGAGAAUUGGGAAGAGCAUCAGGAGACUUUGGCAAAAACCUCGAUCAGGAGACAGAUGUGUAAGGCUAGGAUUUAUCAGCCUUAAUGGGAACUUAAAAAGUGUCUUCGGCAAAAAGCUGGAGAAGGCAGAGCGUCAGACUGUUCCUGGCCUGCCACACCGCAAGUGGAAUUAGAAAGGGCUGAGAACCCGCAUGAGGUAUUGCAGCACUGGUGUCCCCCUUAGUCAGGCCAAGGUUCUAGGACUGCUGCGGGGGUGGAUGAUUCUGUGGCUGCCAGGCGCCGAGUGCUCGGCCCAGCCCGCGGGGGCGGGUUGCCGGGCGGUGCGGGGCUGCCGGCCGAGCCCGGCGGGGCCGUGCCCGCGGUUGCCGGGGCGGCGGGGCGGGCUGUCCGCCGGAAGCACCGGCGGCGGCGGAUGGAGGCUGAGCCGGAGCGAGCGGAGGCGCCGCGCAGGGGCGGCGUCGCCGGGGUUCCACCACCUAAACCCCCACGCCGGCAAGGAGGCUGGGCAGAUGAUCCCGUGCUGGCACCUACCAAUCCCUUACCUGCCCAGCUCAUUUCAUGCUUGUGUAAACUUGUCAGGAAGAAAGCAUGCAGAAGAAUUAGAAGACCAUCGUCUCAGACAGCAGAGCCUGGAGGCAUCAGAUGAUGGAGGAGACAUCCCUGUGAUCCCUGACUUGGAGGAUGUCCAGGAGGAAGAUCUGGCCAUGCAAGUGGCAGCUCCCCCCAGUGUGCAGGUGAACCGAGUGCUGACCUACCAUGACCUGGACAAAGAUCUAAUGAAAUAUGCUGCCUUCCAGACUCUGGAUGGGGAGGUAGACCUGAAGCUCCUCACCAAAGUUUUGGCUCCAGAGCAUGAACUACGAGAGGAUGAUGUCAGCUGGGAUUGGGACCAUCUCUUCACAGAAGUGUCAUCGGAACUAGUGACUGAGUGGGACCUGGGACAGUCGGAGAGGGAGGACCACCUCAGUCUCCCAUAGAGCUCUGAGACACCAGAUGCCUCAUACAUCCAUCUCCUGUAAAUAGUUAAGCACUUAAAUUUUCAAUUCACUUGUUUAUAUUUGAGAAUUUAUUUCAGACAUGAAAGUAAAUAGGACUUUGCUUCAUAGAAAAAUUGUCUUGGGAGAAGUUUUAGUUAUUUUUUAAUAAGAAUUUUUGUUCUCAAAAGAAAUUAAUUCUAAACACAAUAAAAUAUUUACUUAUAAA
This is a messenger RNA of Vidua chalybeata, 1372 nucleotides long. RefSeq names its product intraflagellar transport 43 (gene IFT43). The transcript has 9 exons. Gene Ontology annotation, biological process: intraciliary retrograde transport. Gene Ontology annotation, cellular component: cilium; intraciliary transport particle A. Lineage: Eukaryota; Metazoa; Chordata; Aves; Passeriformes; Viduidae. The coding region runs from base 361 to 1146 and encodes 261 amino acids. The record is from RefSeq and is a predicted model, not a curated record.